Molecule: messenger RNA, 1179 nt
Organism: Mytilinidion resinicola
Lineage: Eukaryota; Fungi; Ascomycota; Dothideomycetes; Mytilinidiales; Mytilinidiaceae
Exons: 9
Coding region: 1-1179 (392 amino acids)
Molecular function (GO): acid phosphatase activity
Source: RefSeq, a predicted model, not a curated record
AUGGCUUACCCAAGAAUUGUGGCAUUUGAUCUCGAUGGCACACUAUGGCACACGUGGCUUGACGGUACUAAAUUCGGGUGCAAAGGUUGCGUCAGCAAUACGCUCGAAGACAACCUAGAGAUUGUUGAGAACAAAAUCAGAGACAAGAAGAACAAACCAGUCAGAGUCAAGGUGUCUGAUGAUAUAUACAACAUCAUCAGUGACCUAAUCGGGAACCGGGUCCGAAUUGCGAUUGCUUCGAGGAACACUCACAAGUCCCUGUCUCUGUACUCCUCCAAAAGCGUCUGCUUUCAACGCAUGAACGUAAAUCCUAGGUGCGACCGCGCAUUGUGGCUACUAAAUGUGUUCGACCCACGAACACAUCAGUGGAGACCGCUCUCAGACUACGUUGUUUAUAAUGAGAUAUACAAUGAAUCUAAACGGAUUCAUUUUGAACGCAUAAAAGAGUAUAGUGGAGUUGAGUACCACAAUAUGCUCUUCUUCGAUGACCAGGCCGCCAAUAGCGAGGUAGAAAUGUGGCAAGGCCUAACUUUCCAGAAAGUGUCUCAUUCAUCUCUUGGUCUAAUGCUGGGAGAAUACCUCCAUGGACUAGAAGUAUGGCGCCGCAACCAAUACAUGAGGUGUCCAAUGCCGAAUGCAGGUCCCGAUCCACUUCCCAACCGACGACUAAUCGGCUAUAUCGGUACGGACUGGUACACCGGGCAGCGCUAUUCGGAAGGCAUGCGGCGCCUGAAGAGCAGCCGUCCGUCCCGGUGGGGUUGGGGCAUGUACGUUGCGGACAACCCGGAGAUGGCCGCCUUCUUCGUGAGGUGGGGACGGGAGAGCGACCCCGACAUCAAUAUCUACAUAUGUAGAUUGUUUGUUCGAGACUUCGAAAUCUUCAGACAGAUGGAUAAGGUCUGGGUCGCGGAAGACGGGUCGAUUCACCGCACGGACAACCACCAUAGCACCGAUGAACAGAUCGCGGAGAGCCAGAUUCGGCGGGAUAAGCUUAUCGCCAGGACUUUUAGAGUGGAAAAGCCUUAUGUUCUCUUCUCCAGGCACCACUGGAUGCGGGAGAUGCAGAGUUUCGCACGCGCGUCCACAUUUCUACGGGACUACCACGAAAAGUUCCGCGACUGGAAUAUCCAGUGGAACGCUGAGACGGAGCGAGAUAUGAGAAGGCAUAGCUGGGAUUGA